Messenger RNA from Staurois parvus, 456 nucleotides. NCBI's taxonomy places the organism in Eukaryota, Metazoa, Chordata, Amphibia, Anura, Ranidae. The record is from the annotation of a GenBank genome assembly.
GUCAGACCUGGUACUGCAGCCCACACAGCAGGAGAACCCAGGAAGGCAGGUUACUGGACACAGGAUCUCCAGGAGCAGGCUGGGAACCAGUUAUUGGCCAGUUUAGCUGGACAUCAGAGGCUGGCAUGUCAAGCUGGGCAGCGGACAAAGGCACGUCAGGCUGGGCAUCGGACAGAGGGCACCGAGUCAUCUGGCACGACAGCAGGCACCGAGUCAUCCGGCACAACAGCGGGCACCGAGUCAUCUGGCACGACAGCGGGCACCGAGUCAUCUGGCACGACAGCGGGCACCGAGUCAUCUGGCAAGUCAGCAGGCACCGAAUCACCUGGCACAUCAGCGGACACUGAGCCAUCUAGCAGACCGCGGGCACCGGGUUACCAAGCUCGACAGCGGGCACCGAGUCAUCUGGCACGACAGCGGGCACCGGGUCACCAAGCUUGACAGCGGUCACCGAGU